UUUUAGGACAUUCACAACACAAUUACAUGGAACAAAAUGGCAUCUGAAAUUGGCAAGGAGGGGGUCUUCCAGGCACCCCAGGCAGCUCAAGCCCAAGCCAAGCCAGGGCUGGAGAAGAAAAUGGCACCCGCGAGUGAAGCCACCAAACUGGAAUCCAGUGGAACCUUCAUUGAGUACAUCGGUUCUGGGAAACUGAAGGACAAAAAGGCCCUCAUCACCGGCGGCGAUUCGGGAAUCGGCCGAUCGGUCGCGGUCCUAAUGGCACGAGAAGGGGCCGACGUCACGAUUGUAUACCUGCCAGAAGAGGAACAAGAUGCCCAAGAUACCAAGAAAAUGGUUGAAUCUGAGGGCAGAUCAUGUCACCUCUUUGGUGGUAAUCUGGCCAAUCGUGAGACGUGUCGCAAGGCUGUUGAGGAGCACAUGAACGCUUAUAAGAAACUGAACAUUCUAGUCAACAAUGCCUCGAAGCAAUACAUGUGCAAAGAUUUCUCGCAGAUCGAUCUCGACAAUGUUACCGACACCUUCGAAAGCAACAUUAUCCAGAUGUUCGCCGUCACAAAAUUUGCCCUCCCGCAUUUGUCCAAGGGAGAUUCCAUUAUAAACACUACUUCCACCGUGGCAUUCCGAGGCACAAGCAGCAUGGUCGACUAUAGUGCGACUAAAGGUGCUAUUGUUAGCUUUACCAGAUCAUUGUCCGCGCAGCUGAAGCCGAAGGGUAUCCGCGUUAAUGCAGUAGCCCCUGGUCCCGUGUAUACACCCAUUCAGGUUGAUACCCGAGAGCCCGAACAGAUGGAAAACUUUGGGGCUGGAUCUUCUAUCGGUCGACCUGGCCAGCCAAGCGAAGUCGCUACCAGCUUCAUCUUUCUGGCGAGCGCAGACGCUUCGCUCUUUUACGGUCAGAUUCUACACUGCUAUCCCCUAGGGGAUUAAAAUAAGUUUCAUGGUGCGGAGGUGAUCGUCGGCUUGCCGCCAUGACGACUUUGCAUUCCAUCGUUACUGACUCGCUCCAGAACAUAUCUCUGGGGCUUGUUAUGAGAAAAUGUGUACAUGUAUCAUAGCUUUGAAUCUCAGUGUAAUGCGUAAAGCGAUCAAUACAGAAGCCACGGCUUCGCCUGUAUG
Molecule: messenger RNA, 1119 nt
Organism: Aspergillus ibericus CBS 121593
Lineage: Eukaryota; Fungi; Ascomycota; Eurotiomycetes; Eurotiales; Aspergillaceae
Product: oxidoreductase, short-chain dehydrogenase/reductase family
Exons: 7
Coding region: 37-930 (297 amino acids)
Molecular function (GO): oxidoreductase activity
Source: RefSeq, a predicted model, not a curated record